AUGGGACAACAUGAGCAUGAAAGCAGCUUGAAAACCAUGAAGGAGGAACAUCGGCAGCAGCUGGAGGAGGUGAAGAGAGCCAAAGAAUCCUCAGGGAGUUCUGAUCACCAACAAAAUACGCAAGGCCUGGAAGAGAUGGAGCAGCAAUACGUGACGACUGUAGAAAAGAUCAGAGGAGACAUGCUGCGUUACCUCCAGGAGAGUCAAGAGCGAGCAGCAGAGAUGAUCCGCGUGGAGGUGCAGAGGGAGAGGCAGGACACCGCCAGGAGGAUGCGGCGCUAUUAUCUGACCUGUCUGCAGGAGUUACUGGAGGACGGGGGAAAGAAUACAGGGGCUGAGAAGAAAAUAAUGAAUGCUGCUAGCAAGCUGGCAGCCAUGGCUAAAGUACUGGAGACGCCUGUCAGAAUUAAAUCUUCAAAGAACUACAGCUUACAAAGUAGAAAUGCAGGUUUCAGUAAGAACCCGUCGACUCUCCCUGAGCUCCCUGACAUCAGGCCAGAGAGAUCGCACAGGGAAAAGACUUCAGAGCAGAAACAAGUCGCCACACCGAGGACGAAACCUUCGAGUCACAAAGACCUUCCUGCCACUGAGAAGGAGGCAGCGGCAGUAGAUGCAAGACUGAAAACUACUGGUAACGCACAUCUCCGCUCUUACAAACCUUCACAUCAGACAAAUUCAUGCCAGGGGGAUUUUGUCGAUGCGUCUGUGAGGAGUAAAAACAGAGAGCUCUGCCUGCAGGGAGUCAACCGCCUUGACUCAGAGCGACAGAGCCAACCGCUCCUCAUCCAGGAGGCUCCUGUCAGAGACGAGAGGAGGACGGACUGGAGCAUGAGCAGCAGUGACUCGGACGCAGGCUUCCAGGCCUCCACACUCUCUUACUCAGGGAGGAAAGUGGAGCAGGUGAAGCCUUUUUCUGUCUCUGCUACGUCAGCCUGUCACUUGGGAGAGUUUGGUAGACUCACCCCGAACGUUUCUGACCUGACUGUCUAUAAUGAAAUUGCCAAAAAGACACCUCACACCCAGACUUUGAGCAUUCAGCAUGCAAAGCUCAGCACACACCGGGAGCCCACGCCUGGCUCCGAGGGCGAGGAGCAGCGGGGGGGCCGUCCCCGGCCUCAGUUCUCUGAGCUGAGACAACGGCAGCAGGACAGCGGCUUCGACAGUCCGUUCUACCAGCAGAAAUGA
This is a messenger RNA of Trematomus bernacchii (emerald rockcod), 1185 nucleotides long. RefSeq names its product centrosomal protein of 152 kDa-like. NCBI's taxonomy places the organism in Eukaryota, Metazoa, Chordata, Actinopteri, Perciformes, Nototheniidae. The record is from RefSeq and is a predicted model, not a curated record. Bases 1 to 1185 code for a protein of 394 amino acids. Gene Ontology annotation, cellular component: centrosome. Gene Ontology annotation, biological process: centriole replication. The transcript is spliced from 6 exons.